AUGACCCAUAAUAAUUUUACAAUUGUGCAGUCCAGUUUCGACGAUGAUGAAACCUAUCUGUGUACUUUGCCGUCCACUUGGGUUAUUCGGAAAGGAUGGAACAACGGUAUUCCCGACAAGCUGAGUGUUAUUGAUGGUAGUGACCUGUGCUAUUGGCCGAAAAAGGCUAGUGGAUAUCGCUUGCUGGAAAAAGCGAAAAAACAUCCAGCCAUCGAGAUCGAUGAUAAUUUACUUGCCGCUAAUAGAUGCAAAAUCAAGCGAAGUGGCUUUGAGACAUAUUCGGAGGCACACGAAGAACAAAAGAGAAUGGAAGUAUUCUCCGACACCGACGAAAUGGAAUUGAAAAUUAAAAUGAGAAAAGAUUCUGAUGUAGCUGAAUUAUUUUCCGCUAUAAAGCAAACUGGAUACAGUAAAGCGACUGGAAACUCCCAAAAAUCCACUGAGCUCUCUAGUCAGGUUUCAUUUUCGGAGGACAUCAUCGACUCUUCACAAGCGGAUUAUAUCUGUCCAGUCAAACCCACAGGAGUUGUUUCUUCUCCCGAAAUGAUUGCAACAGUCGCACCUGAGUCAUGUGAAAAAUGCCAAUCGUUGGGAAAGUUUGAGGACAAAUUACAUCGCAUGGAAAAGCAAUUAGACCAGUGUGUGUUUCUUUUGUCUCAAGCAAAUGCUAAAAUUGAUAUGUUGUCUUCGCGCAAGCAAUCUGAAGUCGAUAAAGAUGUCAUUGAACUUAACAAUAUUUCCGUGCAACCAGUUAAAACCUUACAGGAUUUAGAAGCACUUGAAAAAAAGUGCAAAGAUGAAAGCUACAUUAAAUCUGUUAUUCUUUCGAUGGGAAAUAUUCACGGAAAGCAUCGUUUCACUGGACAGGGUUGGACAGUAUGUUUGCAAGUGAUCGACUAUUUUCUGGAUCGGAAAUUUAUGCGUGAAGUUUCCUGGACGGGAGUUUCUAAAACCAAAAGCGAAAACGGAGAAGCUGUAACAAAAAUUGCGUUCUCCAAAUAUGAACAUUUUAUAAAUCUUUUCUAUCAAGUAAUUUUACAUGCAGAUGAACAGUUUUCGCUAGCGGCUUGCCAUAAUUUUUUCAAGCAGUGUAUCAGAAAUUCGAAACAGCGUUUGGAAGACAUUAAGCGAGUUCGGUUGUCUGUUGCUCGGAAGAGACGAAUCCCUGGGAAUGUCGAAAGUACGGAUGACGAAAAUAUUAAGCCAAUGGACGAUCAAGCUGUGCAUAAUGACAUAAGCGUUCAUUCGAAUGAACAAAAUGACUAUUUUCAGGUAUUAGCUGAAGAAUACUUAGAAGAGAUGAUCGACGAACAUGAACAAAACAAUGUAGCUUAAUUUUUUUGAAGUAUUUUUUAAAUAAAUAAAUGAAUCUUUUCAUGACCUACAGAAAAUGUUACUCUACUCCUUUGUUACAUUUUACAUUUUUUCGUUUCUUGGCAAGGUAUGUAGCAAAGGGAUGAAGAUGAUUUCAUCGGUGAUAACUACCGCCACCAGUUUACAAAAAAUUUGCUCGAAUGAGAAUAGUUGGCAAUCUUUGAAAUUUUGAUUAUUUUUUGUCUUAAACACGAAAAUA
Topomyia yanbarensis is the source of this 1573-nucleotide messenger RNA. RefSeq lists its product as uncharacterized. Bases 1 to 1335 code for a protein of 444 amino acids. The record is from RefSeq and is a predicted model, not a curated record. The transcript has 2 exons. Lineage: Eukaryota; Metazoa; Arthropoda; Insecta; Diptera; Culicidae.